Messenger RNA from Teleopsis dalmanni, 1061 nucleotides. RefSeq lists its product as uncharacterized. The record is from RefSeq and is a predicted model, not a curated record. The transcript has a single exon. Bases 89 to 1048 code for a protein of 319 amino acids. Gene Ontology annotation, biological process: protein peptidyl-prolyl isomerization. Lineage: Eukaryota; Metazoa; Arthropoda; Insecta; Diptera; Diopsidae. Gene Ontology annotation, molecular function: peptidyl-prolyl cis-trans isomerase activity.
UUUAUUGAAAAUUUUUCAAGUUUAUUAACUUAAAGGUGUCGAAAUUAUUUGUUUUAUUUUUAAUUGAAAGCACCUCCAAUAUUCCAAAAUGGGUUGGGAUUAUAACCGUUCGAUGUUCGAAAAGAAUAAACUUAGACAGAAACAACUCAGUUUAAUCGAUAAUCGUCCAAAUAAAGUCAGAGUAGCGGCAGUACUUAAUUCUAAAAAGUUGCGUGUAGACGUUGAGAGAGCAAAUGAUAUACGUCGUGAGAAUACGAAAAUGGUGCAACGGAUACUUUCGGCACCAACGUAUGUAGAAGCUUUUAACCCCCGUAAAGAUGCAAGAUUUUCAAAGACUCAUCUAAAGCACUCGUAUAUGAAAUUGCGCGAAAUUGAGCAUGAAAACUAUAAACUUGGUUGUAGAUUAUUGAAAGCUAAAUCAUCUGCCGAAAUAAGAUCAACCUUGGUUAACAUUGAACGUUUCAAUUCAAAAAAAAAGGAAAUAAUACCAAAUGUACAUAACGACAUCAUUACUAAAUACAGAUCCUUUAUUUGGCCAUAUGAUGAAACAUUGUUGAAAAAAUUGUUACGUCCAAACAUUUUCUUCGAUCUAUACAUGCAGAAUGUACGACCAAUUGGACGUAUAGUUAUAGAACUUUUUACUGAAGCUUGUCCUGAAAUUGUAUUGCAGUUUGUUCGUAUGUGUACAUAUAAUUCAUUUGAACAGAUAAGCUUUCUGCGUACAUUUCCACACCUUUGGUUUGAAGCUGAAAUAAAAUCGAAUAACGACAUUUUAUCCAAACCAGGUUAUAUGCAUCAAAAGUAUUGCAUUAAUCAUGGAGUUGGACCUGGUGUUUUAUCUUUUGCUAAAUGUUUUUUGGAUGGGUUUCCACCUGGAUUUAUAAAUUUUACGAUUAGUUUUAAACCGUUGAAAGUUUUAAAUGGCUACCGCGUACCUUUUGGUUUGGUUAAAAAAGGUUUGAGAUUUUUGGAUGUCAUUAAGGAAAUAGGUUCCAAAAAUGGAGUUAUGAAAAAAAAUAUCAUUGUUACUAAAUGUGGAUACAUUUAAAAUUAUUGCGAUU